AUGGAUUCUUUCCUCUCAUCCAAAGUCCCACCGCCCCGUCCAGCCAAAAACUACAUAAUUUCUUUUCCAGAAGAUGAUCUCCCCGAAGAAGCAAGCAAAGCCCCCGAUGACGUACAGGACUGGUAUUCUCAUUUCUUCGAAACCUUGUUCUGUCUCCCUCACAAGGACGGCAAGGGCAUACUUAUCCUGGAAGCCCCCGAAGACAUUGAGCCAGACUCGCGAGCAAGGCCGGGUUGGGCGCGCAAGCGCUUGAGAGGAGCGUAUGAACUUCCUGGAGAGGGACAUCCCAGGAUCGUCCGAUAUCUUAGGCCGCUGGAAAGCGACAUUGGCGUUGUUGUCGAGAGGCUCGAGCCUGGACCUAUUGAGUGGCACUCGCUUCCAGCACUGACUGUACCUCUCCUGCAAGACCUGUCAGAAAAUGGCCGCUUGAUGCUGAGCCUGUACUAUCGGUGGGCAUUGCAGGUGCUCUCAGCGUUGCAAUUCGCCCACUCGCGAUCCGUGUUCAUCCGAAACUUUUGCACGGAGCUCGUGUGGCUAAGGUCGGAUUUCUCGCUCGCAAUCACGGGGUUCCUUGCCGCAUCAGCACCGCAGAUUGAAGAGGAAAACAAACAGGAUGGCAUUGCUAGCGCAAGGGAACGCCUGCAGGAUUCUGCGUAUCCGAACCCGAUGACGCUGGAAGAGUUUGAUCGUAGGGUUAGGGAGGAGGGGUAUGCGCCAUGGCCGUUUAGCGAUGGCGAGUGGAUUAUAGAUGGUAGCGUGAGCGAUGCUAUUUACGAAGGAGACGAGGAGCAUGGGAGCGUGAAAGAAGACUUGUACUAUUGGGCUAUAUUUGUCAAAUACCUCGUCAACAACGUCUUUGCAGAUGCGUCCGCGUUGCAAGACGGGAUUCCCGACGAAAUUGAAGAUGUAAGCCUAGGCACCAUUAUCGCGAAUGCUGAGAAUGGUCGGUACAAGGAUGCCGCUGAGGUUAUGAAAGACGUCAAAGCUGCGGCUGCGAAGAUGGGAAUCAAGAUUGUGGGUGGUGACGAGGUCGAUAUUGAUGGUAAGUGGGAAAAUGUCUUUGAGAUUUGUGAGAGGCAGUUGCGUUUCCGCGAGGAGGAAUAG
Bipolaris zeicola 26-R-13 is the source of this 1104-nucleotide messenger RNA. RefSeq lists its product as uncharacterized. Bases 1 to 1104 code for a protein of 367 amino acids. The transcript has 3 exons. Lineage: Eukaryota; Fungi; Ascomycota; Dothideomycetes; Pleosporales; Pleosporaceae. The record is from RefSeq and is a predicted model, not a curated record.